Messenger RNA from Corylus avellana, 2326 nucleotides. RefSeq names its product putative inactive purple acid phosphatase 27. Lineage: Eukaryota; Viridiplantae; Streptophyta; Magnoliopsida; Fagales; Betulaceae. Gene Ontology annotation, molecular function: metal ion binding; acid phosphatase activity. The record is from RefSeq and is a predicted model, not a curated record.
AGGAUCUAGUAAUCUAUACUCCUCUGCAUAAAAUCCUACGUCGACUCAGUGACAGAGUUGAAGGAGUGAGAAGGAGCAAGAGAAAGUUGGCGGUUGGAUUCUUAAAUCUCAGGCCGACUUUCUCUGCUUCUCUGUCUCUUUAUUACUUCUUUUUAACCAAUGAAACUGAAAACCCAGAAAAGAAAAGAAAUCAAAGACUUGAAUAAUUCCUGGAGAUCUCAAUCGAAUCCUAUUCGGAUUCAAACACUAUCCAAACUUUUUGAAUCUAUUUAUACACCCAAAAAGAAGAGGAAAAAUACAAACGUCAAAAUCUAAGGGUUUUGGCUUCAGAGAUCUCUGCUAUAGGUCCAAAUAUGGAUUUACAACUGAAAAAGAGCUUAUUGCUCCUCUUGGUAUUCUUGGGAUUUGUGGGGUUCGGCCUUGGCUUGGUUUCGGCUGAUAACAAUGGCUCUGGGGAGCAGCCAUUGUCGAAGAUUGCCAUUCACAAAGCCACUCGUGCUCUCAAUGACUCCUCCUCCAUUACAGCCUACCCUUCCCUUCUCGGCUUAAAGGGGGAGGACACUCAAUGGGUAAAGGUGGACCUUGUAAACCCUGAACCGUCCACAAAUGAUUGGGUUGGAGUUUUUUCUCCUGCAAAUUUCAAUUCAUCAACCUGUCCACCAGUAAAUGACCCAAAAGAACAGACUCCAUACAUAUGCACAGCACCGAUAAAGUAUAUGUUUGCGAAUAACUACAAUUCACAAUAUACAAAAACAGGCAAAGCUUCUCUGAAGUUCCAGUUGAUCAAUCAGCGUGCAGAUUUCUCCUUCGCAUUAUUUUCAGGCGGGUUGUCAAAUCCAAAACUGGUAGCAGUUUCAAAUUCCAUUUCAUUUGUCAAUCCUAAAGCACCUCUAUAUCCACGCCUUGCUCAGGGGAAGUCUUGGGAUGUGAUGACAGUUACCUGGACAAGUGGCUAUAGCAUAAAUGAAGCUGUUCCAUUUGUUGAGUGGGGUCUGAAGCGACAAUUUCCAACUCGAUCCCCAGCUGGAACAUUGACGUUUACUAGAAACAGCAUGUGCGGUUCACCUGCACGGACAGUUGGCUGGCGCGAUCCUGGUUUCAUACACACAAGUUUCUUGAAGGACUUGUGGCCAAACUCUGUGUACACUUACAGGAUGGGCCAUAUCUUAUCUAGUGGUUCAAUUAUCCGGAGCAAGUUAUAUUCAUUCAAAUCAUCCCCAUAUCCUGGACAGGACUCAUUACAGCGAGUUAUAAUAUUUGGUGACAUGGGGAAGGGAGAGCGUGAUGGCUCAAAUGAGUAUAGUAACUAUCAACCAGGUUCACUGAACACUACUGACCAACUCAUCAAGGACUUGGAAAACAUUGACAUAGUUUUCCAUAUUGGAGACAUAACAUAUGCAAAUGGAUACAUCUCGCAAUGGGACCAAUUCACUUCUCAGGUGGAGCCCAUUGCAUCAAAAGUCGCAUAUAUGAUUGCGAGUGGUAAUCACGAGCGCACUUGGCCAAAUUCUGGGUCCUUCUAUAACCAUAUGGAUUCAGGUGGAGAAUGUGGUGUGCUGGCUGAAACCAUGUUCUAUGUUCCUGCUGAGAAUAGAGCUAAGUUUUGGUACUCCACGGAUUAUGGAAUGUUUCACUUCUGUGUAGCCGAUACUGAACAUGACUGGAGGGAGGGAUCGGAACAGUACAGAUUCAUUGAGAAUUGCCUUGCUUCUGUAGAUAGACAGAAACAACCUUGGUUGAUCUUUGCUGCUCAUCGUGUCCUUGGAUAUUCUUCUGACUAUUAUUAUGGCUUGGAGGGAUCAUUUGAAGAGCCCAUGGGAAGGGAAAGCAUGCAAAAGCUUUGGCAGAAGUACAAGGUGGACAUUGCAUUUUAUGGCCAUGUCCAUAACUAUGAGAGGUCAUGCCCCAUUUACCAGAAUCAAUGCGUGAAUUCAGAAAGAUCUCAUUAUUCAGGCCCUCCAAAUGGAACAAUCCAUGUUGUUGUUGGAGGGGCAGGGAGCCACCUAUCAAAGUUCAGCCAAGUGACACCCAAAUGGAGUCUUUACAAAGAUUAUGACCAUGGAUUUGGCAAACUGACAGCAUUCAACCAUUCGUCUCUCCUCUUUGAGUACAAGAAAAGCCGCGACGGAGAUGUAUAUGAUUCCUUCACCAUAUCUAGGGACUACAGAGAUGUCCUGGCUUGUGUACAAGACAGUUGUGAACCAACCACUUUGGCAUAUUAAACUCUACCUUAAAAUUCUUUCAGGGAAACUUAGGUGAUGGAAUUGUGUUAUUAAAAUAUUAUGAUAAUAUUAAUAUAGGCUGCCAAAUAUAGUUUUUUAUUUUA